This is a messenger RNA of Chelmon rostratus (copperband butterflyfish), 5352 nucleotides long. It is a transcript of the gene ppip5k1b, whose product is annotated as diphosphoinositol pentakisphosphate kinase 1b. The record is from RefSeq and is a predicted model, not a curated record. NCBI's taxonomy places the organism in Eukaryota, Metazoa, Chordata, Actinopteri, Chaetodontiformes, Chaetodontidae. Gene Ontology annotation, cellular component: cytosol. Gene Ontology annotation, molecular function: diphosphoinositol pentakisphosphate kinase activity; 5-diphosphoinositol pentakisphosphate 1-kinase activity; inositol hexakisphosphate kinase activity. Gene Ontology annotation, biological process: inositol phosphate biosynthetic process; inositol metabolic process. Bases 453 to 4133 code for a protein of 1226 amino acids. The transcript is spliced from 31 exons.
AGAAAACUUAGCAGCAGCUGCUUCCUUCCAGCGUAAUACAGCCAGCGGAGACAAGGAAGUGAACAGCUGACUGACUUCCACCGGGCCUGGAAAACGGUGCACAGAUGACCGUCAAGUUCCCUGUGUGAAGAAGUGUCUCCAGGCUGGAACAUGUUAUCACUCAGAGCCAGACCUCCUCUGUCUUGACACAGGGAGUUUUACAACCUUGACUAUCUACCUCAACUCACGUGGAGUCCACCCCUUCAUUUCUACCUCUUGGGACAUUCGCCACCAUUUUUCUACCUCAACACAUACUGCACACACACGGGCGCACGUAUCUGUUAUCAGGCGGCUCAGAAACACCAACAGACCCUUGACUUUAUCGCCAGGCCUGUAACACAUUUGAACGGGUUUCUUACCGCUCAGCUGCUCGAGGAGCCGCCCAAAGCAGCCAUGUUACGCAGGGGUUUGUGAUGUCCGAGCCCUGCGACGGACCAGAACCUGGACCAGGAGCAGGGGAAGGACAGGGGCGGGGUCAAAGAGACGUUCCUCGUUUUAUUCUUGGCUGUGAAGAUGACGAGCAGGGCAUGGGCCAAAUGGAGGCAGGCAUGAAGAACAAGAUGUAUCGAGAAGAAGACAUGGAGGAUGAUGAAGAUGAGUCGCCGCCAGAGCGACAGAUUGUGGUUGGCAUAUGUGCCAUGACGAAGAAGUCUAAAUCCAAGCCAAUGACUCAGAUCUUGGAGCGCCUUUGUAAGUUUGACUACAUCACCGUGGUCAUCUUUCCUGAGGAGGUAAUCCUGGAGGAGCCUGUGGAGAAAUGGCCCCUCUGUGACUGUCUCAUCUCCUUCCACUCCAAAGGUUUCCCUCUGGACAAAGCUGUGGAGUACGCCAAGCUCAGGAAUCCACUGCUCAUCAAUGACCUCAACAUGCAGUAUUUCAUACAGGACAGGAGGGAAGUGUACCGGAUCCUACGGGAAGAGGGCAUUGACCUACCACGUUACGCUGUGUUAAACCGAGACCCCGACAAUCCUGAAGAGUGUAACCUGGUGGAAGGGGAGGACCAUGUUGAGGUGAACGGGGAGGUGUUCCCAAAACCCUUUGUGGAGAAACCUGUGUGUGCUGAGGACCACAAUGUCUACAUCUAUUACCCCACAUCUGCUGGAGGGGGCAGCCAGAGACUCUUCAGAAAGAUAGGGAGUCGUAGCAGUGUGUACUCCCCAGAGAGCAGUGUACGAAAGACUGGGUCCUACAUAUAUGAGGAGUUCAUGCCCACAGAUGGCACUGAUGUGAAGGUUUACACAGUGGGUCCAGACUACGCCCAUGCGGAGGCCCGAAAAUCUCCUGCCCUCGAUGGAAAGGUAGAGCGGGACAGUGAGGGGAAGGAGAUCCGCUACCCCGUCAUGCUGACCUCCAUGGAGAAACUAGUGGCCCGCAAGGUCUGCCUGGCCUUCAAGCAAACAGUGUGCGGGUUCGACCUGCUCAGAGCCAACGGCCACUCCUUCGUCUGUGACGUCAACGGCUUCAGCUUCGUCAAAAACUCCAUGAAGUACUACGACGACUGUGCCAAAGUCCUGGGGAACAUGGUGAUGAGGGAGUUAGCCCCCCAGUUCCACAUCCCCUGGUCCAUCCCCAUGGAAGCUGAAGACAUCCCCAUCGUCCCAACAACCUCAGGAACCAUGAUGGAGCUGCGCUGUGUUAUUGCCAUCAUCCGCCAUGGAGAUCGCACACCAAAGCAAAAGAUGAAAAUGGAGGUCCGACAUCCUCUAUUCUUCGAAUUGUUUGAGAAAUACGGAGGUUACAAGUCAGGAAAACUAAAGCUGAAGAAGCCAAAGCAGCUACAGGAAGUGCUGGAUAUCGCCCGCCUGCUGCUGGUUGAACUGGGCCAGCACAACGACUGCGAGAUCGAGGAGAAGAAAUCGAAACUCGAGCAACUCAAGACUGUCCUGGAGAUGUACGGUCAUUUCUCAGGUAUAAACAGGAAAGUCCAGCUGACCUACUUGCGUAACGGCCAACCAAAAGCCUCAAGUGAAGAAGAAGACUCCAAGAGGGACGGUCCGUCUCUGCUGCUUGUGUUGAAGUGGGGCGGGGAGCUGACGCCUGCAGGCCGGGUUCAGGCUGAGGAGCUGGGCAGGGCCUUUCGCUGCAUGUACCCUGGAGGUCAAGCCGGUAACCGCCGGUCCCUUGGCUGUGAGUCCCCUAUUGACUUUGGCGACUAUGCUGGCUUUCCAGGCUGCGGCCUCCUGCGCCUGCACAGCACUUACCGCCACGACCUGAAGAUCUACGCCUCUGACGAAGGCCGGGUGCAGAUGACAGCUGCUGCUUUCGCCAAGGGUCUGCUGGCGCUGGAAGGAGAGUUGACUCCGAUCCUGGUUCAGAUGGUGAAGAGUGCCAACAUGAACGGCCUGCUGGACAGCGACAGCGACUCUCUGACUGACUGCCAACAGAAGGUGAAGGCCAGGCUGCAUGAAAUCAUGCAGAAGGACCAGGAGUUUACAGAUGAUGACUAUGAGAAGUUGGCCCCAACCAGCAGCCCAUCACUGGUGAACUCCAUGAAGGUCAUACAGAAUCCAGUCAAAACCUGCGACAAGGUGUACGCCCUCAUCCAGAGUCUCACUUCACAAAUCCGCAAGAGACUGGAGGACCCCAAGUCUGCAGACCUGCAGCUUUACCACAGCGAGACGUUGGAGCUGAUGCUGCAGCGCUGGUCCAAACUGGAGCGAGACUUUCGCAUGAAGAACGGCCGCUACGACAUCAGCAAGAUCCCGGACAUCUACGACUGCAUCAAAUACGACUCGCAGCACAACGCCUCGCUCGGACUGGAGGAUACGCUGGAGCUGUUCAGACUGUCCCGGGCCCUGGCCGACAUAGUCAUACCACAGGAGUAUGGCAUUAGCAAAGCAGAGAAACUGGACAUUGCUCAGGCUUACUGUGUUCCUCUGAUGAAGAAAAUCCAGCUGGACCUGCGGAGGACCCAUGAGGACGAGGCUGUAAACAAGCUGCACCCCCUGUAUUCUCGUGGCGUGAUGUCUCCUGGUCGUCACGUCCGCACACGUCUCUACUUCACCAGCGAGAGCCACGUCCACUCCCUGCUCAGCAUCUUCCGCUAUGGAGGACUUCUGGAUGAGAAGAAGGACUGGCAGUGGAAACAGGCGAUGGACUACCUGAGUGCUGUGACUGAACUCAACUACAUGACACAGAUCGUCAUCAUGCUGUAUGAAGACAACGAUAAGGAGCCCUCCUCAGAGGAGCGUUUCCAUGUUGAGCUUCACUUCAGUCCAGGAGUCAAGGGGUGUGAGGAUGAGGAGAACGUACCUCUUGGCUUCGGCUUCCGUCCGGCCUCCUCAGAGAAUCAAGACAAGAAGCCCAAUCAGGGCAGUCUGGAAGACCUCUCCCAGGACCAGCCAGACCAGGCACUUCUUCUCUCUGAGCCAAUCAACAUCCAGCGAAGGUCCCCCAUGAUCCGGAACCGCAAGACAGGCUCUAUGGAGGUCCUCUCUGAGACCUCCCCCACCCAGUCCUCCAAAGGCUCCACAUCCCACCGACUCUUCCCCUCGUGUUCACGCCAGUCUCCUGAGAUCAAACCAGCCAGUGGCCUAGGCUCGCUCUGCUCUGGCCUCUUCAGUGCCUCCGCCCUUGGGGUGUCCUGUAGCGCCCCCAACCUGCGGGACUACGUCCGCACGCACCACCACCACCACCGAAAACCACCUCUGUCCCCCGGCAGUCUGCCGUGCCAGAUUGGCAUGUUUGAGCUGUUCUCUAUGCCGGCAGUAAAGAGAUUUUCUGUGUCGUUUGCCAGGCAUCCGACUAAUGGGUUCGAAGGCUGCUCCAUGGUGCCCUCUAUCUUCCCGCUGGAGACGCUGCACAACUCGCUGUCGCUGAAGCAGGUGGACGAGUUCCUCAACACGGUGUGUGAGAGCAGCAGCGAGGCCCACGCCAAAACCAUGAAAGUGCUCUCCAGCCUCUUUGACUCUCAGAGCCAGACGUCUCUCUACAGCCCUCAGCAGCCUCUGUCCUCCUCUGGGUCUGAAACGUCUCUCCGGCCGCCGAGCCAGCCUCUGUGGCAUGGCAGUAUCCCCUCCAGUGCGGUGUCCAGUGCUGGCCCCUCCUCCCCAAUCACAGAGAGCUCCGGCCUGAACUUCAGCUUCAGUGAGUAGAACACAAAGACUUCUGGGUAUCUGAGCUCGCCAUCGGAAGACUUCUUCCUGUCCAUCUCUCAGUUUCACCUUCUCACCUGUCCUGCUCACAUUCACAAACAAACACUGGAGGAGGGGCUGACUGAGGAGAGACUGUAAAUAUAAGCACUCAAACUGCACCCCAGCCAGAGGCUCCACCCGUCUGAUCACCACACCUUCUCUGCUCCAUAAAGAGACUGAACACUGGACCCUCACCUGCUCACAACGUCCCACCACCCCCAUCCUCCUCUCCAGUUUAUCGACACAUUUAAAGCAGCUGAGCAGCGCGUCAAGCCAACAUUCAGACCAGUUGUGCCUGCUGCUUUUUACUUCAUUUCUUUUACAAAAUCUCUCACACACCAGCUGCCUCGGGUCUUACCGUAGACAUGUGUACGACUGAAAUGCAUCAAAGUGUCAGCCUUCAUUGAUUUGCAGUUCAUUACUGUGGCUAGUUCAUUACAGCCCACUCUGAAACUAAACAGGCUGCUGUUUUUAGCCAACUAUGGUAACAUUUGACCACUCUGACUUACAGUUUGUAUGUCUUUCAGAUGCAGAAUAGGCUGAAAGUUAAAGCUUGAACAGAUAGUUUGACAUUUUGGCAAAUACACUUAUUCAUUUUCUUGCCUUCGGUUAAGAUGAGAUGAUGAACACACUCACAUCUGUCCGAUAAAUAUGACGCUACAGCCGGCAGCCGGUUAGCUUACCUUUAGAAAUAAACAAACAGGAUAUACCAGUCAUGUAUAAAUUAUUACGAGGUGUUGGUAGCGGGAUUUCGUCAUCUUUUGACAGAGCCAGGCUAGCUGUUUCCCCUUAUUUCCAGUGUUUGUGCUAAGCUAAGCUAGCCAGCUGCUGGCUGUAGCUUCAUGUUUAGUGUAUAGACAUGACAGAGUGUCAGUCUUCUCAUCUAACUCUGAGUAAGAGAACGAAUAAGCCAAUUUCAAACUAUUCCUUUAAGUCUGUGUACACAUUUAAGACCGCACACCUGGUUUAUAAGGACGAAUCUGCUUGACGAGGUUCCUAAAGAAUGAACUUCAUUGUGAGGCUACUGUGAUCUUAAAUCGAGCUGUUCACAAAGAGGCAGGGGCCAAAAAUGACCUCCUGUAACAUACAAAGAUGAACAUCGGGCAUUUUUAGUUUACUUCGUACAACCAAAAAAAAAAAAAAACAAGACUCUCGUCUGUAUAAUGUAGAACCUGAGCCA